AUGCCCGGGUAUUCCAGCGACAGGGAUAGAGGGUGAGUCCGGGGGUUUGGAGCCCCCCGUUUUGGAGGAAGUAGAGGUGGGCCUCUCUCUGGGAAGAAAUUUGGAAACCCUGGGGAAAAACUUACAAAAAAGAAAUGGAAUUUAGAUGAGCUGCCCAAAUUUGAGAAGAACUUCUAUCAAGAACAUCCUGAUGUAGUUAGACGUACUGUGCAAGAAGUUGAACAGUACAGAUCAAGCAAAGAAGUCACAGUUAGGGGCCAUAACUGUCCAAAGCCGAUUAUAAACUUCUAUGAAGCUAACUUUCCUGCAAAUGUUAUGGAAGUAAUUCAGAGGCAGAACUUCACUGAACCAACUGCUAUUCAAGCACAAGGUUGGCCUGUUGCAUUGAGUGGAUUGGAUAUGGUUGGAGUGGCACAGACUGGAUCAGGGAAAACACUGUCUUACUUGUUGCCUGCUAUUGUGCAUAUAAAUCAUCAGCCAUUCCUGGAGCGAGGAGAUGGACCUAUUUGUCUUGUGUUGGCACCAACUCGUGAGCUGGCUCAACAAGUGCAGCAGGUAGCUGCUGAAUAUAGCAGAGCAUGCCGUUUGAAGUCUACAUGUAUUUAUGGAGGUGCUCCGAAAGGACCACAAAUUCGUGACUUAGAAAGAGGUGUGGAAAUCUGCAUUGCAACACCUGGAAGACUUAUAGACUUCUUAGAAGCUGGAAAGACCAAUCUCAGGAGGUGUACUUACCUUGUCCUUGAUGAAGCUGACAGGAUGCUUGACAUGGGAUUUGAACCUCAGAUCAGAAAAAUUGUGGAUCAGAUAAGACCUGACAGGCAAACUCUGAUGUGGAGUGCUACAUGGCCAAAGGAAGUAAGACAGCUGGCUGAAGACUUUUUGAAAGAAUAUGUACACAUCAACAUCGGUGCAUUAGAACUAAGUGCAAAUCAUAACAUUCUUCAGAUUGUGGAUGUGUGUCAUGAUGUAGAGAAAGAUGACAAGCUUAUUCGUUUGAUGGAAGAAAUAAUGAGUGAGAAGGAAAAUAAAACAAUUGUUUUUGUGGAAACCAAAAGACGGUGUGAUGAUCUUACCAGGAAAAUGAGGAGAGAUGGGUGGCCAGCAAUGGGUAUUCAUGGUGAUAAAAGUCAGCAGGAGAGGGACUGGGUUCUAAAUGAAUUCAAACAUGGAAAAGCACCAAUCCUGAUUGCUACAGAUGUUGCAUCCAGAGGUCUAGAUGUGGAAGAUGUGAAAUUUGUCAUCAAUUAUGACUACCCUAACUCCUCAGAGGACUAUAUCCACCGAAUUGGACGAACUGCCCGCAGUACCAAAACAGGCACAGCAUACACAUUCUUUACUCCUAACAAUAUUAAGCAAGUAAAUGACCUCAUCUCUGUGCUUCGGGAGGCUAAUCAAGCCAUCAACCCCAAAUUGCUUCAGUUGAUUGAAGACAGAGGUUCAGGUCGUUCCCGAGGUGAUCGACGUGACAGAUAUUCUGCGGGCAAAAGGGGUGGAUUUAGUAGUUUUAGAGAGAGGGAGAACUUUGAGAGAACCUAUGGUGCGCUAGGAAAGAGAGACUUUGGAGCAAAAACUCAAAAUGGGGCUUACAGUGCCCAGAGUUUCAGUAAUGGAACACCUUUUGGAAAUGGCUUUGCAGCUGCAGGCAUGCAGGCUGGCUUCAGGGCUGGUAACCCUGCUGCAGGAGCUUACCAGAAUGGCUAUGAUCAGCAGUAUGGAAGUAAUAUUGCAAAUAUGCACAAUGGCAUGAACCAACAGCAGUAUGCAUAUCCUGCCACUGGUGCUGCUCCUAUGAUAGGUUACCCAAUGCCGACAAGUUAUUCUCAAUAACUUAGUGUAUUUAAAUGUCUCAGUUUUUCAUAAUUGCUCUUUAUAUUGUGUGUUAUCAAAACAGGAUAGUUAUUUAAGAAAUGGGAAAUGCAGAAAUGACUGCAGUGCAGCAGUAAUUAUGGUGCACUUUUUCGCUAUUUAAGUUGAAUAUUUCUCUACAUUCCUGAAACAAUUUUUAGUUUUUUGUACUAGAAAAUGCAGACAGUGUUUUCAAAGUAAAUGUACAGUGAUUUGAAAUACAGUAACAGAAGGCAGUGCAUGGCCUUCCAAUAAAGAUAUUUGAAGACCGAAUUUUCUUUCAGAUGGCAAUUUUCUCAACAUGUGCACAACUUUACAUUAAUGGAAUGUCAAAUGUUUUUAUAUUAAAUUCUAGAAAGGUUUCUCAA
Messenger RNA from Charadrius vociferus (killdeer), 2213 nucleotides. RefSeq names its product DEAD (Asp-Glu-Ala-Asp) box helicase 5 (gene DDX5). Gene Ontology annotation, cellular component: cytoplasm; nucleus; ribonucleoprotein complex. Gene Ontology annotation, biological process: alternative mRNA splicing, via spliceosome. Lineage: Eukaryota; Metazoa; Chordata; Aves; Charadriiformes; Charadriidae. The transcript is spliced from 13 exons. The record is from RefSeq and is a predicted model, not a curated record. Gene Ontology annotation, molecular function: RNA binding; RNA helicase activity; ATP binding.